Molecule: messenger RNA, 791 nt
Organism: Drosophila bipectinata
Lineage: Eukaryota; Metazoa; Arthropoda; Insecta; Diptera; Drosophilidae
Source: RefSeq, a predicted model, not a curated record
AGAGAGAAUCGGAAGUAGAAUUAGUUCCUGGCAACCACUUUGUUUAAUCAAUAUUUGUAAAAGAAUUUUUCAUUCAAGAAGUAGAGAAGAAAAUGGACGAUCUACUGAGCAAAAAGAAAACGGUGGUUCCCGUUUUGGACCUUAGCCGUAGCAAUAUUCAAACCAUCGAGGAGUUCAAAAGGCUAAUGGAAAAGGUCCCCGACUACAAAAUGAGGCCCGUGAAGGUGCGCGCCGAGGAGAUAAAGAUACGGGAAAAGGACUAUGCCUUCAAAAUGCCCAAAAAGGAAAUGCGCAAGCUGAUGAAAGCCAACGGGGAGCGGGAGCCCAUGUACGCCUAUGCAGAUCCUGUCCCCAGCGAGAUGAAGGAUGUGGUCCUCAUGGAGCUCUGUGCCGUGCCCAUUGACUGGAAAAUGCUGACCACUUUGAGGCCCAAAAACAAGCAGGAGGAGGAGUACUUUAGCCGAAUGGUGGAGAUGGGCAAGUUGGAACUUAAAACGGAGGCUAGAGAUAGAAGAGAAUUUGCUUUGAACAACUGCGUCAAGAAAAUCAAAAACAAAUCGGGCAUAGUGGAAACUCGUCUGAUGACCUGCGAGUCCUGCGGCGAAGAAAUGUGUUGCGGCAAGACUUGUGGGGAUUUUAAUUACGAUCUCUAUAUCCGAGUGGAGGCCAGAGUCGUUAAACCAAAACCAGCGGCCAUAUCCUCUAACAAGGCCAAGUUAAAUGGCCGCAAAAAGUCAACCGUGGGUGGUGCCAAGAUCAAGGUAAAAAAGUCCUCAAAUAAAACCAGUUAA